CAAUGAAACAAUUGAACCGGCUUGGCCGGCUUUAACAAUUUUCAGUGGCUUGCGACAUUUGCUUAAGAUUAAGGGAAGCUUUCCUCUCUUUGCGGUCAAUUCCUUCAAGGGAUGGACUCUCUCCCUUUCUCUAACUAAAUCCUCUUGUGUGUGUGUAUAUAUAUAUAUAUAAUUAUUUCUAUAUAUUAUUCCCUAACAAGACAACCCCAAGUCCUCUGUUGUUGUUGUUGGUGUGCUGGUCUUAUAGUUGGGUGCAUUAUCAAGUGCCUGAAACAUAAACACAAAACUGAAAUGGUGUGUCCUGAGGAAUCAUUUGGAGGCAAUGAGAGCUCUUUUGCUCACCUUCAUCCUAACCCUGUUGUGUUAGAGCUCACCCGAUUGCAGAACCAACUCAAAGAAAGGGACAGGGAGUUAGGAGCUGCCCAGGCUGAAAUCAAAGCUUUGAGAGCAACUGAAGCACUGAAGGAUAAGGCCAUACAUGAGCUCCAGGGUGAAGUUCAAAAGUUGGAUGAGAAACAUAGGGUCACUGAGAAUAUCCUUCAACAUAAGAACCUCGAAAUCAAGAAACUGACGAAUGAGAAGAAAGAUGCAAUGGCUGCACAAUUUGCUGCAGAAGCAACUCUUAGAAGGGUGCAUGCAAACCAAAAGGAUGAUGAUGAUGUUUCUAUCGAAUCCGUCAUUGCUCCUCUUGAGGCAGAGAUAAAAAUGUAUAAGAAUGAGAUUGCAAUGCUACAUGAGGAUAAGCGGGCGUUGGAACGUCUUACUAAGUCGAAAGAGUCGGCUCUGCUCGAAGCAGAGAAGAUUUUGCGAAGUGCUUUAGAAAGGGCUUUAAUAGUUGAGGAGGUUCAAAACCAGAACUUUGAGUUAAGGAGACAGAUUGAGAUUUGUCAGGAGGAGCACAAAAUCCUUGAGAAAACCAAUCGCCAAAAGGUCUUAGAGGUUGAAAAGCUAAGCCAAACUAUUCAAGAACUCGAAGAGGCGAUUUUGGCUGGAGGAGCUGCUGCUAACUCUAUCCGGGACUAUCAGAGACAAAUUUCGCAACUUAAUGAAGAAAAGAGGACGCUCGAGAGGGAGCUUGCACGAGUUAAAGUCUCGGCCAACCGUGUAGCGACCGUGGUGGCCAAUGAGUGGAAGGAUGAGAAUGACAAGGUAAUGCCUGUCAAGCAAUGGCUGGAAGACAGAAGGCUGCUUCAGGCAGAGAUGCAAAGAUUGAAGGACAAACUAGCUGUGUCAGAGAGAACAGCAAAGGCAGAAGCACAGCUUAAGGAGAAAUUCAAGCUAAGGCUCAAAAUAUUGGAAGAUGGCUUAAAACACGUAUCAACUUUGUCAGUUAAUGCAUCUUAUGGGUCCCCAAAACCAGACAAGUCCAGCAAUAUAUUAGGGCUUUUAACAGGCAGCAGUGGACCAAGGAAGAGGUCUACCUCUCAACCAAGGGCUUCUACCAUCAGUGCCACUCUACUGCAGCGGCCAAGUGUAGAAACUGAAACAGCCAAUACCAGAAUAAGACAAGGUAGCAUCUUAAGAAGAAGGCCAGUAUCAGAAGAAAAUAUGGUGAGAAAAAAUUUGUGGGCGUCUAGGUGUAAGGUUGCUGAUAGUAGUGAAAAGGAAAAUGCUGAAAAUAAGGUCAAUGAACAGACUGAAAAGAAAAACAAUGAAGAGAAUGAAAACAGAGGGAAUGCUGAAGAUAUGGUUUCAGGGUUUUUGUAUGAUAGGCUUCAGAAAGAGGUCAUUAAUCUAAGGAAGUUUUGUGAGGCUAAGAAUAGUAGCUUGAAUGCUAAAGAUGAAGAAAUAAAGAUGCUGAUGAAGAAGGUUGAAGCAUUCUCAAGAGCCAUGGAAAUGGAAUCUAAACGAGUGAAGAAAGAAGCACAACUUGUUAAAGAAAAGAAGAAUGGAUCACCCAAAAUGGAGGAUACCAAAAAGGUGAAAAACAAUAACUCUAGAAGGUCUUGAAGAUUGGCAGUGGAAUUCAUUUGAUUGGUUGGAUAUGAUUGUGAGUGUAAAUAGUGACUUAUAAUGUUGUUUUUUGGAUGAAAAUUAGCUUAGUUACAAUAAAGUUGGUUGUGAAUGAUGAAAAUUGGGUUUGUAAUGGUAAUUGUAAAAGAAAAAGGGUUGGAGAUUUGUUGAUGAAUUAUAACAUCCUAGCUAGGCCUAGGAUGAUGACGAUGAUGAUGAUGUAGUUCCAAUUGUGUUUUGUAAUGCUUGAGGUUGACAUAAAUAUUAUUCCCCAGGUUUCUUUUCUUUCCUUAA
Gossypium arboreum is the source of this 2247-nucleotide messenger RNA. Its product is annotated as microtubule-associated protein 70-5-like. Lineage: Eukaryota; Viridiplantae; Streptophyta; Magnoliopsida; Malvales; Malvaceae. Gene Ontology annotation, biological process: cytoskeleton organization. Bases 292 to 1950 code for a protein of 552 amino acids. The record is from RefSeq and is a predicted model, not a curated record. Gene Ontology annotation, molecular function: microtubule binding. The transcript has 10 exons.